Siniperca chuatsi (mandarin fish) is the source of this 2126-nucleotide messenger RNA. It is a transcript of the gene her13, whose product is annotated as hairy-related 13. Gene Ontology annotation, cellular component: nucleus. Gene Ontology annotation, biological process: anterior/posterior pattern specification; regulation of neurogenesis; regulation of transcription by RNA polymerase II. Gene Ontology annotation, molecular function: RNA polymerase II cis-regulatory region sequence-specific DNA binding; DNA-binding transcription factor activity, RNA polymerase II-specific; protein dimerization activity. Lineage: Eukaryota; Metazoa; Chordata; Actinopteri; Centrarchiformes; Sinipercidae. The transcript has 4 exons. The coding region runs from base 203 to 928 and encodes 241 amino acids. The record is from RefSeq and is a predicted model, not a curated record.
GAGCAGCUCAGCCCCUAUUCACAUGUUAAUAAGCCCCUAUAAAUACUAACAACAGCCACUCAGCGCCAGCAACACGUCUCACUAGGAUUGCACAAUAAACACAAGGCGCCUCUCUCUCUCUCUCUUUCUUCCUGAAACCGGUUCCGUUUGCCAGCUGCCCCUCGCUGACGAGGAAAAAGCAGCAGUGGGAGAUCCAACCAACAUGGCCCCCUCGGCUCGGCCCUGCAACGCUGGACUGGAUAUGGAAGAAGAUGAGUCCGACUACGGGAUUCAGAAAGCGGACAGAAAGACUAGGAAACCUCUGGUGGAGAAGAAGAGGCGAGCUCGCAUCAAUGAGAGUUUGCAGGAGCUGCGGACUUUGCUGGCAGAUACAGACUUUCAUUCCAAGAUGGAGAACGCAGAGGUGCUGGAGAUGACGGUGAAAAAGGUGGAGGACAUAUUGAAGAACCGAACCCGAGAAACAGAUACACUCAACCGAGAAGCCAGUGAGAGGUUUGCGGCCGGCUACAUCCAGUGCAUGCAUGAGGUCCAUAUGUUUGUGUCCAGCUGUCCUGGAAUAGAUGCAACGGUGGCAGCGGAGCUCCUCAACCAUCUACUGGAGUGUAUGCCCCUGAACGAGGACCACCUCCAGGACGUGCUAAUGGAUCUAAUCACUGACACUUCUGGGAGUAACGGCAGCACUUGGCACGGAGACGGCGAGGCGCUCUGCGCGACUCUGGUUUCACCUGGAGGAAGGAGUCUGUCCAGCGGCUCGUCCUCGGCGGCCCUCUCCCCGGCCCCCUCCACCACGUCCAGCGAGGACCUGUGCUCCGACCUGGACGAGACCGACAGUGAGCACAACCAGAGCUCCACUGAGGGCUUGGAGAACAGGGAGGCCCUGAGCAUGCCCACCAUGACCUACCCUCGGUCUAUGUGGAGACCCUGGUAGGGGUCUGGGGUUUGGAUGGGAUGCAGUUGGGAUAUGUUGACGCAGGUUUUGUGGGCUUUCUUUAAAGAUGUGACACUGGGCCUCUUACUGGAAGGGAAAAUUCCACCCUACUACACAUCAACACUUUGAAAAUAACCAUUUUUGGUUGUGUACCUUGCAUUUCUGGGCUCAAUAACGUGGAUUUUUUUUCUGGAUUCCCCACAUUGAUGUUCAAUAAUUAAAUUAGCUUUCUUUAGGACACGGAGAGACCAAUCUGUCCACUGAAAACAGCCUCAGUUGACCAAAAUGCAGUGCAACUGCAGAUCUCUUUUUGCGUUUGGUGAGGAACCAUGACUGUGGCUUUUCUCUUCAUCCACAACUGAAUGCAGCAAGUUUACACCCUUUCCUAGGCAGUCUGGGAAAUGUAGGAAAUCACUCAAUGAAGUAUAAGUACAGUGCAAGUUGAUGGAACAAAAUUUCAUCAGAAAAACACUCAAGUGCUUUGGAUAUCACCGAAAAAUGUCUAACAGAGGGUUAAAGGUUGGAGUUUUCCUUUAUCUCAUUAGCGGGGCCCUCCUCUCAAGGGCCCCUGCAGCUUGGUGCCUCCUGAAAGUACUCCCCCUUUCCUUUUCAGUAGUGACUCCCUGGCUUUGAGUCCUCUGUUGUGGCUUUUCUUUACACCUGGAGAAAGAUGAAACCUUCCCUCUCAGCAUUCACUUACAACCCAACAAAGGACAGAUAAGGAACAGUUCAAGUUCACACUGUUUUGUGUCAAUAACUCUGUGUAUAUAGGAUUUGUAUGUGGAGAAAAGCUCUUUUAGUAAAACCGAGAAGUUUGGCAAUGCCUCUGAUUAAUAUAAAUAUUUCUAUUGUAUUUCAUAAAGGCCUGUAGUUUAUUGGACCAGUAGCCUCCUUUAGAAUGACCAAUUUAUGUUGUAAUGAUGUUUAGAAAUGCAAGUAAAAUGUCUGAAUUUGAUAAAUAAAUAAUGGAAGUCAAAAGCUGUUGUCUGACUUGACUCAAUGUAUCAGGACAGGAAACAGGAUAAAAACUAAAAAAUAUAUAUAUGGGUAAAAAGGAUUUCUUCAGGAAAAUAUUUGAGGUAAAAAAUAUUGUCAGGGAAUGUUAAUUUAUUGUUGAAAAAUUACUUUUCAUUGCUGUUCUCUUAAAGGAUGGCAGGAUCAUUUGUGAUUUAGGCCAAUAAACUAUUAAGAACACUGA